UAAACUAGCGUAGCCUGGGGACCGGUAGGUCCGGAAGAAAAUUACUAUUCUGAAAAAAAGGUAUCCGCUAAUAUAAUCAUGUAUGUACAGUUUCAUAUUUGGCAAAAGCUUUAGACCCAUAAAGACACCGGUGAUGGAAAGAAGGUCUCGGAAGGAGCAAACUGGACCGGCUUCCGUAUGAUAUCAGCGCACAUUACAGGGAAGCAUCGGACAAGUACUCGCAAAGUGCACUUGAUUUGACACCACGUACUAUAGAGACUCGUUUUUUUUCUCUCUGUUCCCACCUUGUGUUUUGUGGAUUUUUUGGAAUAGACGUCGUCUUGUGGGACACCCUUUUGGGUUUUUUCAGUCACCCAUACCACGGUUUCUUUUUAAACUGGAUUGGUCAGCAGCUGGCAGCUAGUGCUGCAUAAUUUGAAACCACCCACAAAUGUCCUCAGAGGUGGUGUCUGAAGUGCAGGUGUCUCUGAAGGAACUUCCCAUGGACAGCUGGAUGAAUCACCUGCCCUGUGCUCUAUGGGACGUUCCCCUGAGGAACCUAGCUAUACCAGGAAGCCAUAAUGCCAUAACCUACUGUCUGGAUAGGAGUGACCGCUCCCCUGUCGACCUGACCCAACCUGAUUUGCUGCAGAAGCUGGACAAAUACAUGAAGCCCCUGAUACGACCGUUUGUUUAUAAAUGGGCAGUUACACAGGAGGCGACAGUGAAGGAGCAGCUCGACUGUGGGGUCAGAUAUCUUGACCUGAGGAUCGCACAUCGACCCAACGACACCUCUACUGACCUGUACUUCUACCAUGGAGUGUACACUACACUCACUGUAGAGACCGUUCUUCAGGAGAUCAGAUCCUGGCUAGAUGUCCAUUCUAGAGAGGUGGUUCUGCUGUCCUUCAGUCACUUCCUGGGUCUGAACCAGGACCUCCACACUGGACUUAUAUCCACCAUCAGAACCAUCUUCACCGCCAGGCUCUGUCCAACUACGGAAGUGGUGACGCUGAGGAACCUGUGGUCGUUGGGUUACCAGGUGAUUGUCUCCUAUGAGCACAGCAUGGUCAGCCUCUAUAGCGACCUUUGGCCUCACAUCCCUUACUGGUGGGCCAACAAGUGUAAAGCCGAGGCUCUGAUCGAGGAGUUCGAACACAGGAAACAACAUGGCCGCCCAGGAGGGUUCUUUGUGACGGGCAUCAACCUGACAGAGGAUCUGAAGUACAUCUGUUCUCACCCCACUGAGUCUCUGAAGGACCUGGUGAUGUCUACCUACCCUGCCCUGCUCUCCUGGGUCAGGGGUCAGAGCCCCGGCUCCGACUCCCGCUCCCUCAACAUCAUAGCUGGGGACUUUGUCUCAGAGAGCCACUUCGUACCCACCGUCAUCGCACUGAAUCAACUUUUAGUCCACUGCACUGGUCCUUGUGAUGUCAGCAGAGGAAACUGACCCAUCUGCGGUGUCCCAAAUGACACCAUAUUUACCUCUGUAGCCCAUAGGCCUCUGGUCAAAGUCGUGUGUGUGUAGGGAAUAGGGUGCCAUUUGGGAUGCAUUAUAUGACACAUCUUAUUGCACAGAAUACCAUGUUUUAACUAUGCUGUAGAAGAGGAUGGGACUGCAGCAUGAUGUCAUGUUUUAACUAUGUUGUAGAAGAGGAUGGGACUGCAGCAUGAUGUCAUGUUUUAACUAUGUUGUAGAAGAGGAUGGGACUGCAGCAUGAUGUAAUAGAACUUUGCAUGAAAAAAACAAAACUUGAACAAUACAUUGUGAUAGGAUAUAUUUGCACAAUUACAUUGCCGACAGUGAAAUGUUUGCCUGUUGAGCUCCUCUCUUCCUGUGUUGACCUGCUCUCUUUUCCCCCUGAUCUGCACUGAUUUAUUUAUCUGUUUACUUUGGACUUUUGUUAUCUUGUUUACUAGCCCUCUAACCUUCUAACCCUCUAGCCCUAACCCACCUUCUAACCCUCUAUCCCUAACCCUCCUCUAACCUUCUAACCCUCUAUCCCUAACCUUCUAACCCUCUAUCCCUAACCCUAACCUUCUAACCCUCUAUCCCUAACCCUCCAGACCUAACCCUCCUCUAACUCUCUAAACCUCUAUCCCUAACCCUCCUAACCCUCUAUCCCUAACCCCCCUCUAACCCUCUAACUCUCUAACCCUCCAACUCUCUAACCCUCCAACUCUCUAACCCUCCAACUCUCUAACCCUCCAACUCUCUAACCCUCCAACUCUCUAACCCUCCAACUCUCUAACCCUCCAACUCUCUAACCCUCCAACUCUCUAACCCUCCAACUCUCUAACCCUCCAACUCUCUAACCCUCCAACUCUCCUAACUCUGUAACCCUCCUAACUCUGUAACCCUCCUAACUCUCCUCUAAACCUCCUCUAACCCUAACCCCCCUCUAACUCUCUAAACCUCUAUCCCUAACCCCCUUCUAACUCUCUAACCCUCUAACUCCCUAACCCUCUAACCCUCUAACUCUCUAACCCUCCUAACUCUCUAACCCUCCUAACUCUCUAACCCUCCUAACUCUCUAACCCUCCUAACCCUCCUAACUCUCUAACCCUCCUAACUCUCUAACCCUCCUAACUCUCUAACCCUCCUAACUCUCUAACCCUCCUAACUCUCUAACCCUCCUAACUCUCCUCUAAACCUCCUCUAACCCUAACCCCCCUCUAACUCUCUAACUCUAACCCUCUAACCCUCCUCUAAACCUCCUAACUCUCCUCUAACCCUCCUAACCCUCCUAACCCUCUAUCCCUAACCCCCCUCUAACCCCCUCUAACUCUCUAACCCUCCUAACUCUCUAACCCCCCUCUAACCCUCCUCUAACCCUCCUCUAACCCUCACCCCCCUCUAACUCUCUAACCCCCCUCUAACUCUCUAACUCUCUAAACCUCCUCUAACCCUCCUCUAACCCUCCUAACCCCCCUCUAACUCUCUAACCCUCCUCUAACCCCCCUCUAACCCUCCUCUAACUCUCCUCUAACCCUCUAACCCCCCUCUAACUCUCUGAUCCUCCUCUAAUCCUCCAACUAAUGUAUGUAUUUCAUAUCUCAGGCAAUGUGGCCAUAUUUUAGAAUGUUCCUUUGACCUAAGCAAUAAUAAAUGUUCUGUCUGAAACCUCUGUAACCAUCUCCCACUAUAACGAGUGCUAACAAUAAUACAGCUUUUUCCAUAGAGCACAAAACCAUGAUGGUGUCACAAAUGGAACCAGACGCUAAAUAGUGUACUUUUCACCAGACCCUUAUGGGUCCUGAUCAAAAGUAGUGCACUAUGUAGGGAAUAGGGUGCCAUUUGGCAAGCAAAACGCCGUUACACAUGGUUAGCACCUACGAUGUAUUUCCAUUAGAUAUCCAGGUUCUGUGGUUAAAGAACGCUUGUAUCUCCCUAGUUAUAACGUUAAUGCUGUACCAACUGAAGAACAAGUCUGUCCCAAACAGCUCCCUAUUCCCUACGCGGUGCACUUCUUUUGACCAGGGCCCAUAGGGAAUAGGGAGCCAUUUGGAAUGCACACUCAGAUCAAACCUACAUGAACCAUUGCAUGAUAUCAGACGCACAACUCUGAGCAUGACCUAUGACCUCCUAUGACUGUGCUACAGCUGACUUAUGACCUUUGACUCUUUAAGAAGCAUGCCUUCAUUACUACUGAAAAGACCUGUGCCUGUGGACAAGAUUAGCCUUUUCCAGAAGACAGGAUGAGCAUUUUGAAUAGAGAAACUAAUAGAUUACAAUGUGUUUUUAAAUUCAUGCCUCCAGUUCAGAGAUCACGGGGAGGAGAAGUCAGAGGUCUGUCAAAGGGAAUAGAUUACAAUGUGUUUUAAAUUCAUGCCUCCAGUUCAGAGAUCACGGGGAGGAGAAUUCAGAGGUCUGUCAAAGGGAAUAGAUUACAAUGUGUUUUAAAUUCAUGCCUCCAGUUCAGAGAUCACAGAGAGGAGAAUUCAGAGGUCUGUCAAAGGGAAUAGAUUACAAUGUGUUUUAAAUUCAUGCCUCCAGUUCAGAGAUCACGGGGAGGAGAAUUCAGAGGUCUGUCAAAGGGAAUAGAUUACAAUGUGUCACUCAUUCCACAGAGGGCCGAGUGUUUUGGCUCCUCUCUUGUACUUGAUUGAUGAAUAAAGGUCACUGAAUAGUAACUACCCUCA
Oncorhynchus keta (chum salmon) is the source of this 4122-nucleotide messenger RNA. It is a transcript of the gene plcxd1.1, whose product is annotated as phosphatidylinositol-specific phospholipase C, X domain containing 1. Gene Ontology annotation, molecular function: phosphoric diester hydrolase activity. The record is from RefSeq and is a predicted model, not a curated record. Gene Ontology annotation, biological process: lipid metabolic process. Lineage: Eukaryota; Metazoa; Chordata; Actinopteri; Salmoniformes; Salmonidae. The transcript has 7 exons. Bases 431 to 1429 code for a protein of 332 amino acids.